Molecule: messenger RNA, 3179 nt
Organism: Hipposideros armiger (great roundleaf bat)
Lineage: Eukaryota; Metazoa; Chordata; Mammalia; Chiroptera; Hipposideridae
Gene: CX3CR1
Product: C-X3-C motif chemokine receptor 1
Exons: 2
Coding region: 389-1456 (355 amino acids)
Biological process (GO): immune response; cell adhesion; G protein-coupled receptor signaling pathway
Cellular component (GO): membrane; external side of plasma membrane
Molecular function (GO): C-C chemokine receptor activity; C-C chemokine binding; C-X3-C chemokine receptor activity
Source: RefSeq, a predicted model, not a curated record
GGACCACAGUGACUGGAGCUACGGCUGUGCUGGGGCACCGGCCUCGAGGUGGGCUGGGAGGAGCCGGGGAAGGCCAGCAGGAGUCCCUGACCAUUUGUUAAAUGUGGAUGGUUCACUGAGGCCAGACCCCCGGGUAGGGAUGGACCCGAAAUAGUAAUUGCCUUGAACAUGAGUCAGACAGCUAAGGCCAUGAUGGGAAGGCGUGAGGACACUGGUGGUUGAGAUUUGUGUUGCCUCAGAACAAGUUGGCUGGGGCCGGGAGCAGGAGCUUGGCCUGGAGGAGUCGGGGGUCCCUGUCCAGCUGCAGCAGGGGCAGCAGUGAGAGAGAACCAGAAAGGAGGCUGGCCAGUUUGUGAAGGGUGACGAUUGGGCUUUUCAGACCCUCACCAUGUUCACCCAGUCUCCUGAAUUAACUACAGACUUUCAGUACGAGGAGGGUGCCGAAGCUUGUAACAUGAAGGACGUUGUGGUCUUCGGGACUGCCUUCCUGUCUAUAGCGUACUCCCUCGUCUUUGCCUUUGGCCUGUUGGGGAAUUUGCUGGUGGUAUUUGCUCUCACCCACAGCCAGAAAUCCAAGAGCAUCACCGACAUUUACCUCCUGAACCUGGCCUUCUCCGAUCUGCUCUUGGUAGGCACCUUGCCCUUUUGGAUUCACUAUCUGAUCAGGGAAGAUGGCUCGAACAAUGCUGUGUGCAAACUCACUACCGCCUGCUUCUUCAUUGGCUUUUUUGGCGGCAUAUUCUUCAUCACCAUCAUCAGCAUUGAUAGGUACCGGGCCAUUGUCCUGGCCGCCAACUCCAUAAACAACCGGACCGUGCAGCAUGGCGUCAUCAUCAGCUUAGGCGUCUGGGCAGCAGCCAUCUUGGUGGCAACACCCCAGUUCAUGUUCACCAAACAUGAGAAAAAUGAAUGCUUCAGGGACUACCCUGAGGUCCUGCAGGAUAUCUGGCCCGUGCUCUGCAAUAUGGAAACAAAUAUUAUUGGCUUCUUGCUGCCCCUGCUCAUUAUGAGUUACUGUUACUUCAGGAUCAUGCGGACACUGUUUUCCUGCAAGAACCACAAGAAAGCUAAAGCCAUUAAACUAAUCUUUUUGGUGGUCAUCGUGUUUUUCCUCUUCUGGACGCCCUACAACGUUAUGAUUUUCUUGGACACACUCAAGCUCUAUGACUUCUUUCCCAAUUGUGACAUGAAGAAGAAUCUGAAAUUGGCCCUCAAUAUGACCGAGACAAUUGCAUUUAUCCACUGUUGCCUCAAUCCCUUUAUCUACGCAUUUGCUGGAGAGAAGUUCAGAAGAUAUCUUUACCACCUAUAUAGGAAAUGCCUGGCUAUCCUGUGUGGUCGUUCUGUCCAUGCCAGUUUCUCCUCAUCUGAAUCACAAAGGAGCAGGCGCGAAAGUGUCCUGAGUAGCAAUUUUACUCACUACACCAGUGAUGGGGAGUCAUCCAUGCCUCUCUGAAGAGAUUCCCCAAAGCCUUGUCUCUACAGAGGGCCUGGAGUUCCUGAGUCUGACACUGAAUAAUGAGGACAGAUUUGUUUGUUUGUUUGUUUCUUACGUGCAAAGAGUGAUGGACCCAAUGUCUCUAAAACAACCCAAAUUUUGUGCUCAAAAUUUGAAUGAUAAAGGGGAGGCAUGUCUCUUACUGCAAAAGUCAGGACUUUUUUGGUUACAAAUGAUGAAAGUUCAACUCAGACUAGCUUAACCAAAAGUGGGGUGGUGAGUAUUGUUCAUAUUGUGGCAUGGGCAAGGGAGUGGCUGAGCCCUCAGCAUGUGUGGAAACUAGGGCUUGAAUCUAGCUAGAAACGCCUCUCGCUGACUCCCAAAUCUCUAAGUGGCAACAGAGCUCCCAGACUCACAUAACAUGACUUUGUCCUCAGAAAGAGACUGAAACCUAUCCCUCUCUGGCCUCGAGGUCAAAAUUCCCGGGGAAGGGCUCUGAUUGGCUGAGUUUGUAGAGGAUGUCCAGCCCUAGACCUGUAAGAUAGCAGCUUCAAUUUCCAGUCUCAUGGCUACAUGUUCAGGGAAACAUUAUUUCCAAGAAGCUGGAGGGGUGGGCGCUCUUUUGAUCAAAUAAAACAAGAGCUGCCCACCAUCUUUACCAUGUGUCUGGCCCAGCCUCCCCUCCAAUCACACCAGCCAGCAUGUAUAAACAGCCUCCUCUUUAUCAAAGUCCUUUCAUCAUGUCCCCAAACCUACAAAGGCUCCACUGGAAACUACACUAAAUCCAAACACAAAUGCCUGGCCUAUGAGACACUCCAUCAUGCGGCCCCACCAACAGACUCCUUAUUGCAUCCCCUUCUCAAAGGACUCCACGCAGCCUGUCAUCCAGGUCUCUUCCCUCCGGCCCCAUACACCUCCACGUGCCCCUGGGCCUAAAGGGAGAAAUAGAAAGAACCCUGGCCCAGACUGAGAAGGGAUGGUUUCCAAUCCCAGCUCUGUCACUUGCCCACUGGGUAGCUUAGGGCCAACCAAGCUUCAGUUUUCUCAUUUGUAGAAUAGAGAUAAUGGUACUUUUCACAUGGGUAGCAUCUUUUCCAGCCACCAACUGUGACAGGUCCCAACACGCUUAUCUGGUUUCCAAACUUCAGCUUCCCCCCACCUGGCACCGUGCUUAAGCCAUGGUUUUCACAGAGCUUGGAGGAGCCUUCAGGAAUUUGUGUCUGUGUAGCGCAGACACAGAGAAGGCUAGUUCCUCCAGUGGCCCUCAGUGGGCACUCCUGGAUAUACAGAUUGAUAGCCUCCCCUGACCUAGCCCCCAGACUGCCUUGAACAUUCCCUCCCAAUCAUCUUGUGGCCAAAGCCUGCCCACCUGGGGAGGACCCCAUCGUUCAUGCCGUUGCCAACCUGGAGAGCCAGGGUCACGGGAGCCGCUUUCUUUUUUCAGUGAACAUUUGGGAUGGUCCAACACUUUAAAGCUUGGGAAACAAUUGUAAUAAGACUAAAGAAAAUGUCAUGUACAGUCUAACUAACCAUGCAGUGCUGUCAUUGGCCCAUCCAGACCUUGUUCAUCACCUCACAUGUUUCGAGUUAUAGUCAUAAUGUACAGACAGUUUUGUAACCUGCUUUUCUGCUCUUAACAUUAGGCCAGAAAUAGCUCUGUGUUUCUAGAUAAUAUUGUGAUAACCAUUUUAGAAGGCUGCCAGGUUAUGUGUUCAUUAAAGGCAUCUGACUCAUUGCUGUA